Messenger RNA from Impatiens glandulifera, 2384 nucleotides. Its product is annotated as kinesin-like protein KIN-13B. The transcript is spliced from 12 exons. Gene Ontology annotation, molecular function: ATP binding; microtubule binding; microtubule motor activity. Lineage: Eukaryota; Viridiplantae; Streptophyta; Magnoliopsida; Ericales; Balsaminaceae. Bases 40 to 2154 code for a protein of 704 amino acids. Gene Ontology annotation, biological process: microtubule-based movement. The record is from RefSeq and is a predicted model, not a curated record.
CUAUACUUUAUAAACCCCAACAAAGUUUUCAACAAACAGAUGAACGCAAUGGGAAGGCAGCAUCAAAGAUCCAGUUCAUCAAAUGCUCAUCACCAGCGUCAAUACUCCGAUAACUUCCUAGACUCUUCCAACGGACGAUGGCUCCAAUCGGCAGGUCUUCAACAUCUCCAAUCUUCAAAUGCAUCUAUGGGUUCCCUUCAGGACUUGGGUUACUACGGCGGAUUGCCUGGUGGUUCCAGAACGUAUAGGAAUCUUCAAAGGACUUUCAGUGGAGGAAGUGAUUUUUUUCAGGAACCUUCCACACCAUCGAGUCAGAGACAGAGUAGAGAGGAUCCGGAAUCUCCGAAUGAAUUUAGUCCUGGAUUGUUAGAUCUACACUCAUUUGAUACUGAAUUGCUUCCUGAGAUGCCUUCAUUGGGCAAUUAUGAUGUUGUUCCACCUCUAUAUCGAUCUAUUCGUGGCCGAAGCUUUGAUGAUGCUGAGCCAUAUAUUGUAAAUAACAAACAGACGAGUAAGGCUCAUGCUGCACCAGAAAACAUUGUCUUGAAAAGUUUUGCUGUUGAUAAAGAUAAAGGAAGUAAUGUAGCCAAGAUUAAAGUUGUGGUGCGGAAAAGGCCAUUAAACAAGAAGGAGCUUGCGAAGAAUGAUGAGGAUAUAGUAACAAUAGAGUCACGUUCUAAUUCUUUGACUGUUCACGAGACUAAGCUGAAGGUUGACCUAACUGAGUAUGAGGAGAAACACGGGUUUGUAUUUGAUGCUGUGCUGAAUGAAGAGGUUUCAAAUGAUGAAGUUUAUCGUGAAACUGUGGAGCCAAUAGUGCCUAUAAUUUUUCAGCGAACAAAAGCAACUUGCUUUGCAUAUGGCCAAACAGGUAGCGGAAAGACCUUCACCAUGAAGCCUUUACCUCUUAAAGCAUCUCGCGAUAUUCUGAGGCUUAUGCAUCAUACAUACAGGAAUCAAGGCUUUCAUCUAUAUUUCAGCUUCUUUGAAAUAUAUGGAGGAAAACUUUAUGAUCUCCUUAAUGAGAGAAAAAAACUUUGCAUGAGGGAGGACGGAAAACAACAAGUUUGCAUUGUUGGUUUGCAAGAGCACAAAGUAUCUGAUGUUGAGACAAUCAAGGAUCUCAUCGAGAUAGGAAAUGCAACUAGAAGUACUGGCACAACAGGUGCAAACGAGGAGUCAUCUAGAUCCCAUGCCAUACUUCAGCUUGCAGUUAAGAGGUCUGUUGAAGGCAAUGAGUCUAAACCACCUAGAGUGGUUGGAAAGCUGUCCUUCAUUGAUCUCGCUGGAAGUGAACGCGGUGCUGAUACAACUGACAAUGACAAACAAACAAGAUUGGAAGGUGCAGAGAUCAAUAAAAGCUUGCUUGCACUGAAGGAAUGUAUUAGAGCACUUGACAAUGAUCAAAAUCACAUCCCUUUCAGAGGAAGUAAACUAACUGAAGUCUUGAGGGAUUCAUUUGUUGGAGAUUCUAGAACUGUCAUGAUAUCUUGUAUCUCUCCGAACUCGGGUUCCUGUGAACAUACUCUCAACACGUUAAGAUAUGCUGAUCGGGUGAAGAGUCUUUCGAAAGGUGGUAAUAAUUCCAAGAAAGAGGCAGUAUCGUCCAUCCCAACGAUGAAUGUUAAGGAAUCAACCACAGCUGUUUCAACCUAUGACGAUAUUCAUGAUUCGUGGCCUGAACAAGUUGGUAGAGAAACAUAUAAUGCUUCUGAAGAUUUCCAAGAGCCUGAAAAACCGAUCUGGAAGAAAAGUGCGAAAAUUGAAUCAUCAAAUGUAUCAAAUAUAGAAGAUAAUAGGAUGAGGAAAACCAACAACAUCCAGACAAAACCGAAGGACCUGCCAAAAUUUGAAGCUAAGAAAUCUUAUGAUGACAACGAUGAUGACGCUGAUUUGAAUACCCUAUUAAAGGAAGAGGAGGAUCUUGUGAAUGCACAUCGCAGACAAGUGGAGGAGACAAUGGAUAUAGUUAAAGAGGAAAUGAACCUAUUGGUGGAAGCAGAUCAACCCGGAAACCAUUUGGACGACUACAUAUCAAAACUAAACUCGAUUUUAUCGCAAAAGGCUGCUGGCAUUGUACAAUUACAAACACAGUUGGCGCGUUUUCAAAGACGUUUGAAGGAGCAUAAUGUUCUGUUUUCUUCUGGGAACUAGGUCUUAAGUAAAGGAUUUCACCUCGAUUCCAUUAUUACGAAAUCAUCAUAGUCAUUUAUUUGAUUUGCACUAUGUUGCGGCCUUUGAAAUGUAUUGUAUUAUUAACUCUGUAAUAUUAUCAUUUAUAGUGUUGUAGUUAUACUCUAAAGAUAAUAUGGUUGUAAUUGGAAUGAUACCUACUAAGCUGUAUAUUAGAUUGUGGUUUCUUAUUGGGUUGAACUUUUUUAGGC